Messenger RNA from Lucilia sericata (common green bottle fly), 3236 nucleotides. RefSeq names its product protein sister of odd and bowel (gene sob). Lineage: Eukaryota; Metazoa; Arthropoda; Insecta; Diptera; Calliphoridae. The record is from RefSeq and is a predicted model, not a curated record. The transcript has 2 exons. Gene Ontology annotation, molecular function: RNA polymerase II transcription regulatory region sequence-specific DNA binding; DNA-binding transcription factor activity, RNA polymerase II-specific. Bases 760 to 2829 code for a protein of 689 amino acids. Gene Ontology annotation, cellular component: nucleus. Gene Ontology annotation, biological process: embryonic hindgut morphogenesis; regulation of transcription by RNA polymerase II; embryo development.
CUUCUCAACACUGUGCGCGCUUAUCGCUACUCGUAUACGUAAAUAGCGGUCAUUUCUAAAAAAAACAAACUGAAAAAUAAAUAAGAAAAUUUCCCUAGAAAAAAAACCUAUUGGAAAUAUAACCGGAAAAUUUCCAUCAAAACAGAGAAAUGUCUAAUCUAUUGAGUAACUAACAAAUAAUUAAGUUAACAUAACAAUAAAAUUUAAAUAAUAAAACAAAUAAACUGUUAAAUUUUUAUAAAAAAUUAGUUUUUUUUUCCAACUCUUAAACUAAAUUAUUAGUAACGAAUUUAGUUUUGUGUUUGUGUAAAUGUUUGGGAGUUUGUUAACAAACUCUGAGGCUUUUGUUUUGGUUGAAAACGUCAAACGACGAUCUUUAUGACUUUUGAAAGCGUGACUAAGUCGUGAUUUAUGGUGGCGUGUGGUUUUUAAAAUUCAUACUCAUCCCGUGGUUUCAUCUCGUUCUGGUUAUAACAAACAGCCAAACGUUUUAGUGAACAUUAACAAGCUUCGUCAUCAUCAUCAAUAGCAACGUAAUUUUCUGCUGCUUUCCUGACGAAGACAACGUCGUAGUCGUCAGCUGUGUUUAAAUUUAAAUCGAUUUGGCAUCGAUUUGUUGUUGAAUUUUGCGUAGGUGAGUGCAAAGCUUAUGACCGUAAAUACAAAUCAUCGAGUUUUAUUUUCAUCAUCUUCCAACGUCUGCGAUAUCCUGCUGGGCUUUCAACUUUGUAACUCCAAAGCAGUGCAUUGUUGUUUGUCAUGGACUCCUUGGGUUUAAACGCCGUUAGCAAUAUGCAGGAAUAUAAUGCAAAUAUAGUAAUUUCUACAGCUUCAGCUGCACCCACAAAAUCAUCUUCUUCUUCCUCCUCUUCCUCUUCUGCUGCUACAGCCACCCCUACGUCUUCGUUAACGUCGUCAUGUUCAACGACGUCGACUUCAUCAUCGUCAUCGAGAAAUUCUCAUCACAAGAAGUUAAGUCAGAAUGAAAUACGUUCAUAUCUGAAUGUUUCCGAGGUCAAUAGCCGCCAGAAUCAGAAUCUCCUACAUUCAAAUAAUACUCCUUCAUCUUCUGGCCCUAACACUGCUACGCAAACGCAACAAAAUAUUACAGAAAUCAUUAACAAUCCAGCUUUGUUGGAAGUUUUAGUAAAUGCUUCAGCCGUACAGCAACAUCAUCAGCACCAGCACCAGCAACAACAACAACAACAACAGCAACAUCAGCAAUCAUCUGCCACAAAAGAUGUAAAUGCCUGCAGCAAAUCAAAUACUCAGAGUCAACAGUCUAGCAAAGUUUGUAGCACCACCAACACCAUUUCAACCACAACAAAUGAUUUGGCAGCUGCAGCUGCUGUGGUUCUAUCAUUGCAAGGUACAAUGGUAACAAGUUUGCAACAAGCCGCUUUACUUCCCGUUAAUUCACCAGCUGCUGCUGCUUUAAAUCUACAAGCUCUCGAGUCGUAUUUGGCAUUGCAACGUAUAACCGGUAAAUCAGAUGUAUUUCGCUUCAAUACCGUGGGAACCACUGCUUCAACUGCAGCCACAACAUCAACAACAACACUAACAUCAUCAUUAUCGCCAUCAUCAUCGUCUACAUCAUCAUUGGAUAACACUUCAAAUGCUCAUACUUCUAGCGCUAAUGUUGCGUCCAGUGUUCAUCACAAAAACUCAACUAGGAAGGAGUUGUCGAAGACGGUUAAUAGUAUUAAGGAAUCGGUUAAUGAUAAUGAUUCUUUAUAUUCGGAAAAGACCACUAUUACAAAAUUGCCCUCAGCCAAUAGUCUGUUUCAUUCCCUCCACUCUAGCUCUUCAACUGAUCUCGGGGAUUGUGAAAUACCCCUACUGCAUAGCAAUGACGAUACUUUGAAUUUUGAAUCUAACGAAUUGGAAACUACAUUCCUCUUUAACACUGCCCUAAUCAGCACUAUAUCGGGAGUUCAACAGCAGCAGCAGCAACAACAUCAACAACAGUCUUCCAGUUGUAAUCAAGACUUGGAACAAAUAAACAAUUUACAAACCACCAUGUUUCAAGACAAACUCAACACUUUGGCCGCCACCGAUUGUUCAGCUCACAGCUCGGUAAAUACCAACCAUACUGAGGCAUCAGUUUGCGCCGCUGGUGCUCUUAAUCAACCAGCCGCUGCGGUAUUGGCCAAUGCCCAACGUUCUAAGAAACAGUUUAUUUGCAAGUUUUGCAAUCGUCAAUUUACCAAGUCCUAUAAUCUACUCAUACACGAACGCACACAUACCGAUGAGAGACCCUAUUCGUGUGAUAUUUGCGGUAAAGCUUUUAGGCGUCAAGAUCAUUUAAGAGAUCAUAGAUACAUACACUCCAAGGAAAAACCCUUUAAAUGUGCCGAGUGUGGCAAAGGAUUUUGCCAGUCUCGCACUUUGGCUGUUCACAAAAUCUUACACAUGGAAGAGUCUCCGCACAAAUGUCCCGUUUGUAAUCGUUCUUUUAAUCAAAGAUCGAAUUUAAAGACCCAUCUUCUCACACACACCGAUAUCAAGCCAUAUAAUUGUAAUGCCUGCGGCAAAGUUUUCCGACGUAAUUGCGACUUAAGACGCCAUAGUUUGACUCAUAAUUUAACAUCGGGUUCUUCAACCAACAUGAGUGACUCUUUGGUUUCUCUAACCUCUACAGUAAAUGAGAUACUUAAUAGUCCCACGGGUUCGCAACAUAAGGAUAUAUUAAUAACGUGUCCCUCCUCUACAACAUUAACCAGCCCGUCGGCUACAUCUGUAAUGCUGGCAACACAUUGUACGGCCCCUAUAACAACCACAAAAUCAUCUGCCGUAGAUCUUAUAGCCGUAAAAGCGGAAUUAUUUUGAAUCGCAAACCCUAAAUAAGAUAUUACAGUUUUAAAGAAAUAAAACACGUUCCGCUUUUUAAGCGGUCGGAUUUUAACGGCUUAUUCCUAGCUCUCUUUUAUUCUUACUCUCCGAAAUCCUCUCACUCCCUCCCUCUCUCUUUUAGCUUUUGUUUUCUUUUUGAAAAGAGUAAACAUUAGAAAUUAAAUCUCAAAUUAAAACCCUGAAUAUCAUCAUGAUCAUUAUUUCUCCUGUAAGAGAUCGAUCCAUUUAGCUUCCAUUAAAUCAUUUAAACUUAAGUUUAGUUAAUAAAUGUUUAGUUUUUUUUAAUUUGUAUGCUAUUUUUUAUUUUAAAUGUAUGUUUUUUUUACAAGUACAAUUUAAGUAAUGUUUUUUCUUUUUUUUUAUUUUAUACAUUUUUCGCAUUG